Molecule: messenger RNA, 960 nt
Organism: Nicotiana tabacum (common tobacco)
Lineage: Eukaryota; Viridiplantae; Streptophyta; Magnoliopsida; Solanales; Solanaceae
Product: chlorophyll a-b binding protein 13, chloroplastic-like
Biological process (GO): photosynthesis, light harvesting
Cellular component (GO): membrane
Source: RefSeq, a predicted model, not a curated record
AACUUAGUCAAAUGUGAGGUCCAAGAGAGAGAAAUCAAGAAAGGGAGAGAAAGAGAAUGGCAUCAAUGGCAUCAAUGGCAGCAACCGGUAGCUCAGCCACUGUUGUUAGAGCAACUCCAUUCUUGGGCCAGACCAAAUAUGCCAACCCUCUUAGAGAUGUAGUUCCCAUGGGCUCUGCCAAAUUCACCAUGAGUAAUGAAUUGUGGUAUGGACCUGAUUGUGUCAAGUACUUGGGACCCUUUUCUGCUCAAACUCCUUCCUACUUGACUGGAGAAUUCCCCGGUGAUUACGGAUGGGACACAGCUAGUUUAUUAGCUGAUCCUGAAGCCUUUGCAAAGAAUAGAGCUCUUGAGGUCAUCCAUGGGCGAUGGGCCAUGCUUGGGGCACUGGGUUGCAUUACUCCAGAAGUUCUUGAGAAAUGGGUGAAAGUGGAUUUCAAAGAACCAGUAUGGUUCAAAGCUGGAGCCCAAAUCUUCAGUGAAGGAGGACUGGACUAUUUGGGCAACCCAAACCUUGUCCAUGCUCAGAGCAUUCUAGCAGUUUUGGGCUUCCAAGUAGUGCUAAUGGGCCUUGUAGAAGGUUUCAGAAUUAAUGGGCUUCCUGGAGUUGGUGAUGGCAACAAUCUUUACCCAGGUGGCCAGUACUUUGACCCACUUGAUCUAGCAGAUGACCCAACUACUUUUGCCGAGCUCAAGGUUAAGGAGAUCAAGAAUGGAAGAUUGGCUAUGUUUUCCAUGUUCGGAUUCUUCGUUCAAGCUAUUGUCACUGGCAAAGGCCCUCUUGAGAACCUUUUGGAUCACCUUGACAACCCUGUUGCUAACAAUGCAUGGCUUUAUGCAACUAAGUUUGUUCCUGGCUCUUAAAUUUUACAUUUUGACUUCCUCCACAAGAGGCUUGUACCACUGAUUCAUUCAGAAUGCAAAUAUUGGGCAGAUGAAAACUAUUUUACCAUGUGAUAAA